AUGUCCACCACCAACUCUACCACGCUCUCUAGAGCCGAGGAGGAAGCGAUUGAUGCCCUCUUGAGCCGCGCCAAGAAUGCUAAGCCUCAGCCCAACCCCUCUCCCAGCGACCCAGUGAGGCUUCCCGGCUUCGGGCUGCCUUUGGGCUAUCUGCCACGUCGGCGAGACCGCUUCCCCGUCUUGAUGGGCGUGGAGAGAAAAGAUUGGGCGGCGAGAACCCUGCUCGUCCGCGAAAUCUGCAUGCUCAAGUUCAUGGAGGAUAUAACGAAUAAGCCAGAUUGGUGGCAUAAAGUGCGCGACCCGACCAUCUCAGCAAACUGGAUCCAGGAGGUUCAGCGAAUGAACUGGGGCGAUUACCGGAAACAUGGUGACUUUACCCGUGCUAUGGCUGUUUCGUGCAUCCAAGAGCUCUGCAAGAAGGCCUCCUUCUACGAAGAUACAGGGCUCAUACCCGUCCUGGACUAUUCGGCCUGCGUCAUCAAAGCUGAUAAACUCAUUUCUGAGAGCCUGAAGGAGCGUCUCGCAAGUGCCAUCGGCCCCCUGGAAAAGGUUCCUGAAAAUCAGAAAGACUGGCAUCCUGGCAGUGACGGAAAAGUUCUGGACCUGGUUCAUCCGUCUCUCUGGCCGCUAUUGUACGGCAGGUCGGAGUGGAACAUCCUCGAUGAUGACUCCAUUCCGUCAAUCUCGACCCGUUUUCAAUGGCUGCCGUGCGACGUUGCGUUGGACGAAAAUGGACGAGCCACGAUUGAGAGUUAUAUCAACAAUCUGCAUCCCGACAGACACGCCGAGUUGUAUCCCAUCAUUCAAGAAUUUAUCACGCUAUCUCUACCGGCGUGGGACUUUAUCCUUCGCUGGGUCAAAGUGUUUCCCAUUCAACGACUCAAGACGGGCAAGGUGGACAGACACCGGUCGAUCCCAGAUGCGAUUCCCGAAGAGGGGGAUGAAGAAGGCGACGGCGACGGGACGACUGAACAACAAUCAAGUCCGUCCUCUGAUAGGAGGGCAAAAUUGCACAAGAGCUUCGCUUUUGAUCGCCUCGAAAAAGACGAUGCCGAAGAAAACGACCAAGAGAACGACUCCGAGGAUAGCCAAGAUGAUAGCCAGGAUGACAGCCAGGAUGAUAGUCAAGACGAUGACCAACAGGACGACUCUGAUUCUGGCGAUGACGACCCCAGACCAUCGCAUUCUCGCCGCUUUCAAAGCAAGAGGGUCAUUGUCAAACUUGCUAAUAUCCACCUGACACCUGACAAACCUUCAUACGAUGGCGGCUCCUGCGAGAACAUCACAGAGUCUCGCCUCGCCUUUCGCACGCCGGCAAAUGCCGAGAGAUUGAGCAAAACUCUCGAAUAUGAACAAGGCGCCAAGAGGUCGAUUGAGAAAGUGUUUGCCAUCCGCAGCAAGUUGGAUACGCUGCAAAGUAUUGGAAGCGUCCUGACCCGUCGUGGACGUGCUAUAUUUUUCCCGAACCUCUUCCAGCACAAGGUACAGCCCUUUUCUCUGGCUGAUCCGUCGAAACCCGGGCACCGCAAGAUACUUGCACUAUUUCUUGUCGAUCCGGCAAUUCCAGUGAUAUCGACGGCCAACAUUCCGCCGCAGCAAAAGCAUUGGUACGAUCCCAGUACGUCCGCUCCGCUGGCAAAACCAGCGUCCUCUCCGGAGAGCUCCGAUUUAGACGACUUGAUUGAGGAGCAAGAGGCGCGAGUACUUCGGGAGAAACUCAUGAAAGAGCGGACGGUAUUGCAGAAAAAUACAGAAAAUGAGCUAAAGAAUGUGGAAUGGAGCUUUUGCGAGCAUUGA
Messenger RNA from Hirsutella rhossiliensis, 1797 nucleotides. RefSeq lists its product as uncharacterized. The transcript has 6 exons. Bases 1 to 1797 code for a protein of 598 amino acids. The record is from RefSeq and is a predicted model, not a curated record. Lineage: Eukaryota; Fungi; Ascomycota; Sordariomycetes; Hypocreales; Ophiocordycipitaceae.